Messenger RNA from Amphimedon queenslandica, 1658 nucleotides. RefSeq names its product cell division cycle 7-related protein kinase-like. The record is from RefSeq and is a predicted model, not a curated record. Gene Ontology annotation, cellular component: nucleus. Bases 121 to 1521 code for a protein of 466 amino acids. Lineage: Eukaryota; Metazoa; Porifera; Demospongiae; Haplosclerida; Niphatidae. Gene Ontology annotation, molecular function: protein serine/threonine kinase activity; ATP binding. Gene Ontology annotation, biological process: mitotic DNA damage checkpoint signaling; protein phosphorylation. The transcript is spliced from 11 exons.
AAAAUUAAAUUAAUUUGAAACUGGUCUGUGAUGAACUUCCAACUUCACUGUUCACUUUAUAAGGAGGGAUGGUUUUGAAGUUAAGCUAACUCAUAUGUAACAGACUGUUCUUCUCAGGGUAUGAGUGAGGCAGAGAGUGGUUUUGGUGAGUCAGCCUCCCAGUUCAAAUCAACUAGGGAUUUCCCAUCUUGUUCAACAUAUUCGACUUUUCCUCAAAUGCUAGAUGACACUAAAGGAUCAACAAUCGGACCCUCAUUAGCACCUCUUUCUUUCACUUCUAGAUGUAUUAAACGAAGCUAUAAUGAUAGUGGCACUGUUGUCUGUGCUCACCAGAAAGCUUUAAAUGAUACUGAUCACUUAACCUUACAAGUACCUCAGAUUGAAGAUCAUUUUAAUGUUCUAUCAAAACUUGGAGAAGGAACAUUUAGUUCUGUGUAUUUGGCUUCCGUUAAAACUGAUUCUUCUGUAAUGGUAGCUUUGAAGCACAUUAUACCUACCUCAUCAACUACAAGAAUUGAAAAUGAAAUUCGCUGUCUCAAAAUUAUGGGAGGUAAAGAUAAUGUGAUACCAAUUCAUGCAUCUUUGAGGUUUCAAGAUCAUACUGUAUUAAUAUUACCAUACUUUUCACAUGACAGAUUUAUUGAUUACUUACCUACACUGACUGCUGAAGAGACAAGGCAAUACAUGCAUGCUUUGUUUUUAGCUCUCAGAAAUGUUCACAUGCACCAUAUCAUUCACAGAGAUAUAAAACCAAGUAAUUUUUUGUACCACAGAGCAUCGAAAAGAUUUCAGUUAAUUGACUUUGGACUAGCUCACCAUGAAUCAAGUAGUGGCAAUAAGUCUGAGACAAGAUCUAAAGGAGACUCCAAGUUGAAUAAUAUUCAUGUAGCUGCUGAACCUCUUCGAAAGAGAAAAUUAUCCAGCAAAAGGAGCAGUCGUUCAACUGAUGAACGUGCUGUAUCUAAUAGUGGUUUACUCUGCCCUACUAGGCAUUCGAUGUCUGAAGUUUGUGGUUUCUGUCUGGGAAGAAAUGGCCAAGUUGCUGCUCGAGCUGGUACACCAGGCUUUAGGGCACCUGAAGUUUUACUAAAGUGUAGUCACCAAACAACAGCUGUAGACAUUUGGUCUGCUGGUGUGAUUCUUCUGUGCAUCUUAAGCCAACGUUAUCCUUUUUUUCGAGCACAAGAUGAUCAGUCUGCUUUGGCCCAAAUAAUAUCAUUGAUGGGAUCAAAGGAAUGUACAAAAGCUGCUAUUGCAUGUGGUAAGGAGAUGGUAUGUUGUCCAGAUGUUCCUGCAGCUGAUUUGAAAUGUCUUUGUCACGCUCUUAGAAAAUCUAAUCAACAAACUACCUCAAGACCAACUAAGAAAAAAAGGCCAUCAAGUCCAGACCCAGAAGUAGAUCCAGACUCUUUCCCUAGUAGUGCAUUUGACUUACUAUACAAAUGUCUUGAUGUCAAUCCAAAAACAAGACUGACAGCUACUUUAGCUUUAAAGCAUCCAUUUUUUGAAGGAGUGAGAUGAUAGCAUGUCAAUCAGCAUCACAAGUACCACCUUGCAAAAUUUAAUAUUAAAUGUGAAAUGUACAUGUAUUCUGUAUUAUUGCUAAAAUGAUCAUUUUAUUGUCUGAUUAUAAUUUAAACACAUUCUAUUACUCUGAA